Rasamsonia emersonii CBS 393.64 is the source of this 447-nucleotide messenger RNA. RefSeq lists its product as uncharacterized. The record is from RefSeq and is a predicted model, not a curated record. NCBI's taxonomy places the organism in Eukaryota, Fungi, Ascomycota, Eurotiomycetes, Eurotiales, Trichocomaceae. The transcript has 5 exons. Gene Ontology annotation, cellular component: mitochondrion. The coding region runs from base 1 to 447 and encodes 148 amino acids.
AUGCAUAUGCAUGCACUUAUCAGACCAUCACCGCGCCUCUUCGCAGCUGUGUCGCAUACGAGUUAUAUUGCGUCGUCGUCAGCAUCAUCGUCCUCUUCAUCCUCAUCAUCCACAUCAUCCUCGUCAUCUUCCUCAGAUUCAUCAUCAUCAGAUUCACCGUCAUCAUCGACAUCGACAUCAAAGUCCAAGCUAAAAAAGCCCGUUUUGACUCUUGAUCGGUUCAUCCAACGCCAACGCGUCCUCAGCUUAUGGCGGGAUAUUAUCCGUACCGUGAACAAGAUCCCACCGUCCUCCACGCGCGACGAACUCCGGGCUUAUGCGCGGCAGGAGUUUGAGCGGAAUCGGCAUGUUGAGGAUAUUAUGCAUAUCCGGUAUUUAAUCUCCUCCGGCAAGUCCGAGUUUGAUACGAUGAAGAGGUAUAUCGAUGAGCAGGUUGUUAGUCGGUGA